This is a messenger RNA of Ostrea edulis (European flat oyster), 2562 nucleotides long. Its product is annotated as S1 RNA-binding domain-containing protein 1-like. Gene Ontology annotation, biological process: nucleobase-containing compound metabolic process; translation. Lineage: Eukaryota; Metazoa; Mollusca; Bivalvia; Ostreida; Ostreidae. Gene Ontology annotation, molecular function: structural constituent of ribosome; mRNA binding. The transcript has 18 exons. The coding region runs from base 38 to 2443 and encodes 801 amino acids. The record is from RefSeq and is a predicted model, not a curated record.
GGCUACAAAAAUUGCGGGAAAGUUGAUCGUCCAUCUUAUGAUCUAUCAUACAGUCAAUGGUAAUGUCAAAAUGUGCGAACUUACUCCUUCAUGGGAUAUAAACGAUGUGAUUAGCGAAAGAACGAAUCUCGAGCGAUGGGCAGUGAAGAAUGUCGUUCAGAUGCUGGACAAUGGAGCCACCAUUCCUUUCAUUGCUCGCUACAGGAAAGAACAAACCGGUGGAAUGGAUGUGGAUAAGCUCCGUGAGAUUAAAACACAAACGGAGGAAUUGAAGAGUGUUGAGCAGAAAAUCUUCUCAGUGCUGACAGCCCUACAAAAGCAGAAUAAACUCACAAAACAGAUUCAGAAGAGCAUUAGAAGUGCAGAGGCUCUUGUUGAAGUAGACGACUUGUAUGCACCAUACAAACCGGGUAGUAAGGGGACGCUAGCAGAAAGGGCGAAGGCGUUAAACCUGGAGCAUGUUGCCAAUGCAUGCAUUUAUAACUCGUUGGAUGUGGACAUUAAAACAUAUAUAAAAAAUGAUGUAAAAGGUUUAUCAUCAGAGAAAGAAGUGCAAAGUGGAAUUCAACAUAUCAUAGCUGACAUUAUCUACAGGGAUGACAGUGUCAUCAGGUUCAUUAAGACCUUGUUUAAGGCAAAUGGGAUAAUGAUUGAAGCAACCAAAUUUGUAGCCUCUAAAAGGUGUAGUGCUAAAACAAUGGAAAAAGUGGAAAAGGCACAAGUAUCCAGUUACAAGUUUGAAAAUUACUUUGAUUUCAAGAGUUCUUCCAAGAAUAUCAGACCACAUCAGGUCCUGGCACUCAACAGAGGAGAGGAACAGAAAGUAUUAACAGUGAAGUAUAUAAUCCCUGAAAAUCUCAGUCACAAAUUCAAAGACUUUGUGGAAAGGAAGUACAUUAGACCAAAUUGUAGAGGUUCCAUUAGAAAUUUGAUAAAGAGUGCUAUAGAGGAUUGCUGGAGCAGACUUGUACAGCCACAGAUGAUCAGACACACCAGGUCAGAGCUGACUAAAUUUUCUCAGAAAUCUUCUAUUGAUGUAUUUUCUUCCAACCUACGAAACCUGCUUCUGUCAGCCCCUGUAAAAGGCCACAGCAUCUUAGGAAUAGACCCUGGGUUCAAACAUGGCUGCAAGUGCGCAGUUAUAUCACAUACAGGUCAAGUACUUCACACAGAUGUAGUCUACCUAAACUUUUCUUUAGAGAUGAAAAGAAAAUUGCAAGAAGCAAUAGGAAAAUACAGAUGCAAAUACGUAUCUUUAGGGAAUGGAACAGCUUGCAGGGAGGCUGAAAAAAUCGUUGCAGAAGUUAUAAUCGGAACAACAACGAAGUACUGUAUUGUGAAUGAGGAUGGAGCAUCUAUCUACAGCUGCUCGGAUUUAGCCAAAGCUGAGCUGCCUGACCUUGACCCAACAUUGAGAAGUGCAGUUUCUGUUGCUAGACGAUUGCUUGAUCCCUUGGCAGAAUUGGUUAAAAUUGAUCCUAAACACAUAGGUGUUGGCCAGUAUCAGCAUGAUAUACCCGAGAAUCAGUUACGGGCAGCAUUAGACUCAGUCAUUGAGGAGUGUGUUAGCUUUGUAGGAGUCGAUGUAAACACGGGCAGUGAAGCCUUGUUGAGGAGAGUAGCUGGGUUAAGCCUUUCAAAGGCCAAAAGUCUGAUUGAGAGGAGAGAGAAAAUGGGUCCAUUCACCAACAGAAAACAACUGAAGCUAGUCAAAGGACUGGGGGACAAAUCCUUUCAGCAGUGUGUGGGGUUUCUUAGAGUGAACCAAUUAAGUCUUGUUGUAGAUGGGGAAAAUUCCCAAGCAUCGUCACCUGCAGUCAGAAAUGUUGACAUGGAUGAAAUGGUUUCAAUUUCUGACGACGAAGAGCCUAUCAAAGGAAAGAAAAGAAAAGCCAAAAGUUCAAUGGCUCCAAAGAAAGUCAAGAAAAGACGAACAAGUGAGGAAGCUGACCCUCUUGAUCAAACCUGGAUCCAUCCUGAGUCAUAUGAUUCUGCACAGAAGCUGAUGGAACAAAUUGGUAUAAAUCCAGCUGAUCUGGGUCAUGAGAAUGGCAUCCAAAGAGUCAAGGAAUAUCAGAGGAAAUGUAGUCUAAAAGAAAUUGGCAAAAAUGUUCAAUUAGGAGAACAUACACUGCAGCUGAUAUUGGAGGCAUUUCUUCAACCAAGUGGAUAUGAUAUCAGAGAAAAACAUUCAAAGCCAAUGUUCAAGGAAGGAAUUUGUGACAUUGCUAGUCUGAGGGAAGGAACAGUAUUGACAGGAAAAGUAACCAAUGUAACUCAUUUCGGAGCAUUUGUGGACAUUGGAGUGGGCAGAGAUGGACUUAUUCAUAUCUCAAACAUGAGAAGGAAGGAAUUACAUUUAGGCCACCGAGUGGAAGUCCAUGUAUUAAAAAUAGACAAGACUGGAAACAGAAUUGGGUUAAGACUGGAGAAAAUUUUGUGAAUUCAAAGAAUUAAGCAAAUAAUUGAGAAUGUAUCCACAUUACGUCAAAAUAUUGUGGAGCUUUAUAACAAUUUUGUGAACGAUUGUUAAAACAUAAGUUUGAAUAAAAAUGCCAUCUU